UAUUUAAAAAAGAAAUUUAAAUAGAAAAAUCUUCAAUAAAUCGUUUUAAACUUUUUUUUUUUUUUUUUUCUUAUUAUCAGUUUUAUUGUUUGUGUUUAUAGAUAUAUACCAAUUCUUUAUAUAUAUCAUUCAUAAAUUUAUUUAUAAUUUUUCCCCCCAUUUUAAAUUAUUAAUAAAAUAAAUACACAAUACAUUUUUUUUUUUUUUGUUAUUGUUUUUAUUUCAUUAAAUUAAUACAUUUUAAAGAAAAAAAAAAAGAAAUCAUACAUAAUAUAAAAAAUAUAUAUAUAGAAUAAAAUGAAGUUAAAUCAAAUUUUAAUUUCAUUUAUUUUAUUAAAUGUUUUAUUAAAUAGCGUUAAUGCUAUUUUUUAUUUACCCGGUAUGUUCCCUCAAGAUUUUGCAGUUGGGGACGAAGUAUCAAUUAAAGUUAAUAAAAUCACAUCAGUUCAUACACAAAUUCCUUAUAAAUAUUAUCAAAUUCCAGGUGUUUGUCAACCAAAAGAAAUUAAAGAUGACGAAGAAAAUUUAGGUGAGAUUUUAUUAGGUGACCGUAUCGAAAACUCACUUUACAAAUUUGAAUUUAACACAACAAAUGAGGAAAGUAAAUGUAGAGUAUUAAGAUCAGAAGGAAAAUGUGACCCACAUGUAGGCGAAAAAGAUUUAAAGGUUUUACAAGAUAGAAUCAAGAAUUCAUAUAGGGUUCAUUGGCUUUUAGAUGGUUUACCAGUUCGUUUAGCUACCAGACAAGCAUCAGAUCCAGGUUUCGAUUUAGGUUAUACUGAUCAAGCUGGUAAAAAGAAUCUUAACAACCAUGUUAUCAUCACUAUUGAAUACCAUAAGAAUCCAACUGACAAUACCUACAGAAUCGUUGGUUUCCUUGCCGAAACCAAAUCAAUCCAAUACAGCGAAGAAAGAUGGAAUAAAAUAAAAGAUAGGGAAGAAAAUAAUGAUGAAUGCCCAGAAACUACCGAAGACUACAAGGCAUUAUCAGUAGAAACUGAAGAUGGUGAAAAAGAAAAAUUUGUUCUUUGGACCUAUACAGUCAACUUUAAGGAAUCACCAGUUUUAUGGAAUAAACGUUGGGAUAUUUAUUUCGAAACCAACGAUAACUCUGUUCAUUGGUUCUCAAUUUCAAACUCUUUAAUGAUCGUCCUCAUUUUAUCAUUCAUGGUAGCUAUGAUUAUCACCAGAACCGUCAAAGCUGAUAUUCGUCGUUAUAGUUCAUCAUCAUUCGAUCCAGAAGAUCGUGACUCUCAAGAAGAAACCGGUUGGAAGAUGAUCCAUGGUGAUGUAUUUAGACCACCAAGUCAUCCAAUGUUAUUAUCAAUUUGUAUUGGUAGUGGUGUUCAAGUUUUCGCAAUGACCGUUAUCACCAUGAUCUUUGCAGUUUUAGGUUUCCUUUCACCAGCAAAUAUUGGUGGUCUCGCUGAAGCACUCAUUGUUUUAUUCAUUUUUAUGGCUGUUUGUGCUGGUUAUUUCUCAACUCGUGUAUUCUCAAUCUUUAAAGGUAGAAAUUGGAAAAAGAAUACCAUCUACACUGCCUUUACUUUCCCAGGUAUUGUUUUUGGUAUCUUCUUCAUUGUCAAUAUGUUCCUUAGAGGCGCUAAAUCAUCAGCUGCAGUACCAUUUGUUACAUUUGUAAAAAUUAUUGCAUUAUGGUUUGGUAUUUCAGUUCCAUUAGUUUUCGCUGGUAGUUAUUUCGCCAAAAAGAAACCAGUUCCAGAAGAUCCAGUUCGUACCAAUCAAAUCCCACGUCAAGUUCCAGAUCAAAUUUGGUAUAUGAAUCCAUAUUUAUCAAUUUUAUUGGGUGGUAUUUUACCAUUUGGUGCUGUAUUUAUCGAACUUCAUUUCAUUUUAACCUCACUCUGGGAUAAUCAAUUCUAUUAUAUUUUCGGUUUCCUCUUCAUUGUUUUACUUAUUUUAAUCGUAACCUCUGCCGAAAUUUCUAUUGUUAUGUGUUACUUCCAAUUAUGCGCUGAGGAUUAUCAUUGGUGGUGGAGAUCUUAUUUAACUAGUGGUAGUUCUGCUCUCUAUGUUUUCAUCUAUUCGAUUAGUUUCUUCCGUUAUUUAUCAAUUACCAAAUUCAUUUCAAUUUUACUUUAUUUCUCUUAUUCAUUCAUUAUGUCUUUAGCUUUUGCUCUCUUAACUGGUGCAAUUGGUUUCUAUUCAUGCUAUCUUUUAGUUAGAAAGAUUUAUAGUUCAAUCCAUAUAAAUUAAAUUAUAAUUAAAAUAAAAUAAUAAAAUAAUAUAAAUAUAAAAAUAUAAUAUAAAUAAAAUAAUUAUUUAAAAUAAAACUAAUAAUAAAUUGUUAUUUAAAAACUAAAUAAAAUAAAAUAAAAAUAAAAAAAAAAAGAAAUAAAAUAAAAAUAUUAUUUAU
This is a messenger RNA of Dictyostelium purpureum, 2377 nucleotides long. RefSeq names its product PHG1A protein. The transcript is spliced from 2 exons. Gene Ontology annotation, cellular component: membrane. The coding region runs from base 298 to 2217 and encodes 639 amino acids. Gene Ontology annotation, biological process: protein localization to membrane. Lineage: Eukaryota; Evosea; Eumycetozoa; Dictyosteliales; Dictyosteliaceae. The record is from RefSeq and is a predicted model, not a curated record.